Molecule: messenger RNA, 5794 nt
Organism: Sphaeramia orbicularis (orbiculate cardinalfish)
Lineage: Eukaryota; Metazoa; Chordata; Actinopteri; Kurtiformes; Apogonidae
Gene: kirrel3b
Product: kirre like nephrin family adhesion molecule 3b
Exons: 16
Coding region: 438-2780 (780 amino acids)
Biological process (GO): synapse assembly; cell-cell adhesion
Cellular component (GO): cell-cell junction; plasma membrane
Molecular function (GO): cell adhesion molecule binding
Source: RefSeq, a predicted model, not a curated record
GGGGGGCGAGUGAGGGCUGAAGAGACAGAAUGGAUGUGCAACGAGGAACGGUGCGAGCGAGAGAGGAGCAGUGAGCAUGUGUACGCUCAGAGUCAGCAGCAAGGACACAGAAAGUCUAUAAGCGCACAUCAACAAGAAAGAGCGUUGAGAGGCAGCGCUGACCACCGGCAACUCCGAAGAGUGACACAGAACAAGAGCAAAAGGGAACAAGAAGAGGAAGAGAGAAGGGACUGAAGACAGACUACCAGCCUUCCACUGGUAAAAGAAGACACCACUGAGGGACUGUAGCAUCCGUCCCCCCCAACCCCAAAGCAGCACAGAGGAGCACUGUCUCAUCUCGUGCAUGUGUUUGUGACUGCCAACUUCAAUUUCACACUCGCCCACUGUUUUUCAUAGGUUUUGCCCCCCCCCCCCCCAUCCCCGUCCACACCCCAGUCAUGAUCUCCUGGGUCCUUCUUCUCCUGUGGAUCUCCGGACAUGGAGUGGAAACCAUGUUCUCCCAGCAGCCACAGGACCUGGUGGUGGUGGCGGGCCAGCCGGUGACAUUACCAUGCACCAUCCCCGGUUAUCACGGAGUAGUGCUGUGGAUCAAAGAUGGCCUGGCACUGGGAGUUGGCAGGGACCUCUCUGGCUACCCCCGUUACACAGUGAUUGGAGACCACGGUUCAGGGGAGCAUCAUCUGCGAAUCCAGCGCGUUGAGCUGAUGGAUGACGCUGUGUUUGAGUGCCAGGCCGUCCAGGCUGCCAUGAGGUCCCGCCCCGCCCGCCUCACUGUUCUGGUCCCCCCUGAAGACCCGGUUAUCAGCGGAGGGCCGGUGGUGAGCCUAAGAGCUGGUGACCCUUUAAAUCUGACCUGCCAUGCAGCCGAUGCCAAACCGGCCGCUUCAAUCAUCUGGAUCCGCAAUGGAGAGGUCCUUAAUGGGGCCAUGUACUCCAAGGUAAGCAUAGAGACCUUGCUCCGAGAUGGCAGGAGGGAAAGUACCGUGAGCACCCUCUACCUAUCGCCUUCCAACAUCGAGACGGGUCAGCAGAUUAUCUGUAAGGCCUCCAACAAGGCAGUCCCUAAUGGCAAGGAGACCAGUGUCACAAUUGACAUUCAGCAUCUCCCACUUGUCAAUCUGUCAGUGGAGCCUCAACCUGUUCUAGAAGGCAACCUGGUGAAAUUCCACUGCUCUGCGAAAGCCAACCCUCCGGUCACACUUUACAGGUGGGCCAAAGGAGGAAGUAUAAUCAAGGAGGUCUCUGGCGACACAUAUGAAGUUAUUGUCGACCACUCGUUCUUUACCGAACCUGUCUCCUGCGAGGUUACCAACCCUCUUGGCAGCACUAACAUCAGCCGCAAUGUUGAUGUGUACUUUGGUCCUCGUAUGGCAGCGGAGCCUCAGUCCUUACAAGUGGACCUUGGAUCUGAUGCUGUGUUCAACUGCGCCUGGACAGGAAAUCCAUCUCUAACCAUAGUGUGGAUGAAGAGGGGCUCUGGAGUGGUACUGAGCAACGAGAACCUCCUGACACUGAAAUCGGUGAGACAGGAGGAUGCUGGGAAAUACGUUUGCCGCGCUGUGGUCCCACGGGUAGGGGCAGGGGAGAAGGAGGUUUCACUCACAGUCAACGGGCCACCAACUAUCUCCAGUACACAGACUCAGCAGGCGCUGCACGGAGAAAAAGGACAAAUCAAGUGUUUCAUUCGAAGUACGCCUCCACCAGACCGCAUUGCCUGGUCAUGGAAGGAGACUGUGUUGGAGUCUGGAACAUCUGGGCGCUACACUGUGGAGACCGUCAGCACAGAAGAAGGAGUAAUCUCCACGCUAACCAUGAGUAAUAUUGUCCCGGCCGACUUCCAGACCAUCUACAACUGCACGGCGUGGAACAGCUUUGGCUCUGACACCGAGAUCAUUCGCCUUAAGGAACAAGGUGGGAGCCAAGAAUCCCUCCCAGUGGCUGUGAUCAUCGGCAUUGCUGUGGGAGCUUUUGUGGCCUUCAUUGUUCUCAUGGGAACCAUCGGUGCAUUUUGUUGCACCCGCUCCCAGAGAAAGGAAGCGCACCUGGUUAUGCCCUCACUGCCCGUCUCCAUCUGUGCUCACCAGAGAGAACUUGCAAGCAAAAUUAAGACAGAAAAUCUAAAAGGAGUCGUGUCUGCCAAAAAUGACAUACGGGUGGAGAUUGUACACAAAGACCAUAAUGCAGCAAGGGAAAACGAAGAACACACCUCUAUGAAACAGCUGAUGGUGAGUGUAGAGCGAGGAGAGUUCCAGCAGGAAUCUGUUCUGAAGCAGCUGGAGGUAUUACAAGAAGAAGAGAAGGAGUAUCAGCAUAUUAAGGACCCCACAAAUGGUUAUUACAGCGUCAAUACCUUCAAAGAACACCACACGCCUACCAUGGCAGGAAACCAGUCCACUGAGGUGAGGAACCCCACUAGUACAGGUACCCUGGGAAAGCAGCGGGUACCAACAGGCAUGUCCUUCACCAACAUCUACUCCACCCUGGGAGCGGGUCCCAAUCGUCUGUAUGAUUACAGCCAACGCUUCGUACUGGGCAUGGGCAGCAGCUCCAUCGAGUUGUGUGAGCGCGAGUUCCAGCGCGGCUCGCUCAGCGACUCCAGCUCUUUUAUCGAUACGCAGUGUGACAGCAGCGUCAGCAGCUACAGUAAGCCGGAUGGCUACGUGCAGUUUGACAAAGACAGCAAAGCAUCGGCCUCCUCUUCCUCUCACUAUUCGCAGUCUUCAUCGCAGAACUCAGACCUUACCCGGCCCUUGCAGAAGCGCAUGCAGACCCACGUCUGACCACCAGGAAAGAGAGUUGGAGGGAGGUGUUAACAACCAAUCAGGAUUGUUAAACUGUGGGCAAAUCAGCACCUAGAAGCUCCGACGCUAACUGUGUUAUUGUUCUCCUGGAUGCUUUGAGACGCAGGAGUUGGUUGGCUUUAACGCAUCAUCUGACUUCUCAGUGUCCCAAAAUGUGGAUCAUGAAGCCUUAUACUUCCCUCAUGCUUAACUCAUCGGCCACCUCCUUUUUUAAUCCACAAUCAUAAUCGUGCCACAGAGAGGUUACUUACCAACACAGAGAACAGAAGUUUGGAACUUGAGCUUUCGGCAGUGCGGUGGGAUUUCUGGUGGAUCAGAGAGCAGGAAUACCGCAUGGCUUUGUGUGACAAUCUGCUCCCCAGGCACAGACUGUUCUUGCCUUUGGACAGUUGUCAUUCAGAAAAAAACUGAGGUUGUUUUUUUACAACUGUGGAAAAAGCACGAUAAUGAGUCGGAGCCAAUGUCCUGCUGCUGUGUUGUAUUUUGAAGCACAAUAAAUGAAUGUGCACAUGGUUUUAAUUCUCUCCUUCACCAAACCUCCGUUACAUAUCGUACGUUAAGCUUGGCUUGUUGAAACUUGUCUUGUGUGUAGGUGGAAGAAAACUUUCUCCAUGUGCCCACAGAUGUUUUGAACAUUUAAAUGAAUGGCUGUUUUCUCUCCGCAGCAGUAUAUAGGCCACCAAGCUGAGCAGAUAAAAAGGGGCUGAGAUCUCAUUUGAGAUCCCUGAGUCAUUAUUUUACUUUGACACUCUGCGAUAAAAGAAUAUCACUGUACAUAUGUGACUGUAAUUUCUUUUCUAGUAUCUAAUUUCUGCCUCUGAUUUCACUCAUGGAGGACUCUAUGUGAGGCAUGAACGCCUCCUCUUGUGGGCGAAAACCCUAUCUACUUUGCCUUGAGGGUCUGUUUGAACUGUAUCAAUACAAACUUUGACUAAACGAGAUUGAAAUACACUAUCGGUUCUUCUGUUGAUGGCGAGCUGCGUCAUUCACGGUGUUAACGCACCAAGUCCAGCUCCAAGGCAACACUGCAGGAAAGCCCACAAAAGCAACACGUGUUGUACUUGUGAGUUUCUCCUGCCGACGCCACAGAUCAUCGACCAUAUACUUUAGGGUACCUGUUGAAUGAAGUGUAAACAUUAUAUUUUAGCUGAGCUUCUUACUGUGUGGUUAUUUCAUUGCUUUUGUCAAUAUCACUGUUGACACUGGAGAUUAGUGCAUCCUGACUGUAAACCUACCUGUGAUAGUGCUGGUCAUCAAGGGACAUAUGAAGCAAAUCCAGAAAAUGUGUUUAUUUUGCUGACUAAAAGUCAUUUUUUGCUACUGUCGUUAGCUAAUGGUGGCAUACUGAAUCUUUAUAAAUGCAUUGUUUUGUCUUCUUUUUGCUGUAUGUUACAUAUGAAAUUGCAUUUAUUAUUUAAUCACUGAUGCUGCAUUGGUUUUAGUUAGAAACAAACAAUAAUGAUUUAACUACGGCUACACAAACACUCAUUUAAGCAGAGUUUCAAAGCGAGCCUCCUGUGAAGCGUGUUGUAGUUAUGCACUGUGCAUGUUUUGCAAAAGAACACAAAAUAAUAACAAAGGGGAAGUUUUGCUUUUUUUUCACAUCAUAGAACAAUGAGAAUCCAAUUUGUGCACUGUUUGAAUCCAGUAAAAACCAUAAGACUGUCAUCUGAUCUUAAUUUCGGGUUGAACGCUGCCAUAAUCCAAACUGUGUCAGAUUAGAUUUGCACAAAUCUUCUAAAAAACAAGAGAUUAAAACAAAGUUUGGCAUCCUAAUCAUCAGAAUCUCCUCUAGACAUCUUAAAGCAGGCUCAGAUUAAUAAGGGUAACAUUUGAGCAUAGACCAUAUCUGUUAUAGAUGCAGUUACAUCAUGGAAGCAUUACAUCACUUUUGAUUUGCCACCAAAUGCUUUCAAGGUUUUCAGGUCUAUCUCAGACAGAAUUAGCUCAUUUGUUGUUCAGUCAGUACUUGAAAUGGUAAAGAGUGGUUGCUGGAAAAUAACAUUAAAUUACUGUAAACUUGUAUUGUGAUAAUUGGAUGAGAAAGUCAAUGCCACUUCUACGUUGUCAUAUGACAGAGAUUUAAAUAGAAUAUAAUAAAACAUAUUCAAUUAGGCAGGUUUUCAGUGUCUUCGGUAGUAUGGGAGUGAAAUGCACUAAAAUGAGCUCGAAACUAUAAAAUCUGUCUUUUGAAAGACCAUGCGCGGCGUUUCUAACAAAAGGAAGUUGUUGUUGUAAGCACUUUACAUAUGAUUAUAUUGGAGGCAUUUGAAUGAGGUUUUUCACUUGAGUGGCGAUGGUUUGGACUCUAAUUUUACAAAUGGAUUGGCGCCCAUUGUACAGCUUAAGACAAAAAGCUCUGUUUCAACGCUGAUAAUCCAGCUUGGCACUUGGUAGACUGUAUAUAAAUCUCUAAUGCUCUCUUUCUUUGUAUAUAAGUUUUUUUUUUUCCUGGCUUUUCUUUCUUUCUCAGUCAGAUUUUCACUAUACUAGAGCAAAACAAAUCCACGUGGCGUCAGCAUUGUACGAACAGACAAUCAUUCUCUCUUUGUUUCUCUUCCAAAAAAUUUCAUCAACCUAUUCUAGCCAUACUUGUUUCUGACAAAUUACAUGAAAGGCUUAUGUGAGCAGUUUUUAUUUCCUCAUUUCUCAAAGGGGAAACUCAUACUCUGUAAACGGAGCACACAUAGGCUAUAGGAUAAGAGGCUGAGCUUAACUGGUACAGCUUUGAAGUGAGAUUCAGUAAGGGGUUAUUAUACCUUCAGCGCUUCUGAGAGCUACCCAGAUGCCCAGCAAUAUAUUACACUUGACACCAUGAUGACUGCCAAGUAUGUUGGUGCCAUUUUUUUUUUUUCCCAUGCAUUUUGUGGGCCAAUGGCACCAUGAUCUAACAAGUUACAGAUUUCAUUUAUUUUAAUGUUUUCAGAUUAUAUUGUUUUAUAUCUUUGUCUGAAAUUAAAAUAUUAACCCAUAAAGACCCAGUGCUACUUUUG